Molecule: messenger RNA, 717 nt
Organism: Impatiens glandulifera
Lineage: Eukaryota; Viridiplantae; Streptophyta; Magnoliopsida; Ericales; Balsaminaceae
Product: 26S proteasome non-ATPase regulatory subunit 9
Exons: 5
Coding region: 79-717 (212 amino acids)
Biological process (GO): proteasome regulatory particle assembly
Cellular component (GO): cytoplasm; nucleus
Molecular function (GO): protein binding
Source: RefSeq, a predicted model, not a curated record
AAAGACAGUAGUAUUAGUAAAAGGGCAGAUAUCCGUGAACCAGUUAAUCGCUAGGAAGAAGAAGAAGAAACAACAACAAUGGUGGGAACCAAUCUAAAAGCGGAAACCUUCUCGUUAAUGGACAAAAGAACAAAUUUGGAAUCAGAAAUGAACACAAUCAUAGAUCGUCUUUCUCAACCUGGCGGCCCUGGUCUUUCCGGCAACCUCCUCGAUUCCGAAGGAUUUCCCAGGGCAGAUUUCGACAUUCCAUCCAUCCGUGCUGACCGUAAUCGCCUCUCUGUGUUGAGGAAUGACCAUAAAGAUCUGACUGAGAAAAUAAAUCAAAAUAUUGAAGUUCUUCACUCAGGAAAGAAGACUGAUCAUAUUUCUUCUUCACCCACUAUAAAUACAGGAAGUAAUAGUAGUAUGAUCAUGAGUUCAUCCUCCAUGGAUGUUGACAUAAAAGCAGCUAAUGUACCAUUUGCAUUUGUUGAUGAGAUAUCUGAGUCAUGUCCAGCAGCAGAAGAUGGAUUGCAACUUGGUGAUCAGAUUGUAAGCUUUGGCAGUGUUGAUUCUCGUGAUAAUUUGCUUCAGAGGCUCGCUGCUGAAGCUCAGACGAAUCGAGAUCAUCCUGUCACUGUUGUUGUUCUUAGGCAAGGUGCUCUUGUUGAUCUCAAAAUCGUACCUAGACAAUGGCAAGGCCGGGGUUUGUUAGGAUGUCAUUUCCAGCUCCUAUGA